AAGUUCAUGUGUAACGAUGAGAGCUGCACAGGCCAGACCUUUGGUCGCCCGUCUGAGCUGAGGCGGCAUCACACCACGCUUCAUGCCACCAACAAGCCCAACUUCUGGUGUCACGACCCAACUUGUCCUCGCAGCGUGGAAAGAGGUGGCGAGGCUUUCCACAGAAAAGACAAGCUAGCGGCGCAUGUCAACAGCAUGCACUCUUGA
Molecule: messenger RNA, 207 nt
Organism: Bipolaris sorokiniana ND90Pr
Lineage: Eukaryota; Fungi; Ascomycota; Dothideomycetes; Pleosporales; Pleosporaceae
Exons: 1
Source: RefSeq, a predicted model, not a curated record